GACCACUGACCUAAAGGCAGAUUGAAACAAUUUGUCACAUAAUAAAGUAUUUGUUUCUUUCAUCAGGCAAUAGAGCGUGCCCCUUCACAGCUGAACUCUGAGUCUAAUGGGCAGGAGGGGUCCAGUGAGGCAGCUGAGCCGGGCCUCAGUGAGGCGGAAACCAUGGAGGUCAGAGGGAGUCGCUUCUCUAAGUCGGCUGAGGAGAGGCAGAAGAUGUUGAGGCAGAGGAAAGAAGAGAUGGUCCAGCAGGCUCGCAGGAGAUAUAUGUACAACAGUCCAGAGGAUCCGGACGUGGAUUUGCCUGAACUGGAGGAGGAAGAGGAGGAGGAAGAGGAGGACACUGGUCCAGAAUUGAACUUGACUACGUUGAGACGUAGAACCAUGGCAGCAGCUGCAGAGAGACGCAUGCAGAGUCAACAAGACCCAGAACCCUGAGGGCACAGAUUGUUUUCAGCAGGAGAGUCUACCACAUCAUCAUCAUCAUCAUCACAAGAGGCACAGACAGAGCUAUUUCAACCCUGCUCCAUUUGGUAUACAGUCAGUGGUUAUCAACUAUUCAAAACCAUCAUUAAAAAGCAUUGCUAACAUGGCCUUUGGACUGUUUCGAGCUGCCUUAAUAAGGUGGGACUAUUGUGAAUGGCCUCUGCAUUACUGAUUCCAGAGUGUUUGGAACAUUAUAUCAAUCGAUGGGUGCAAGUCAAGAAAUGCAAGGUUGCAUUGCCCUUUAUUCACGUGCCACACAUUGAACCACCAGCUUCAGCAGGGAGUCACAUUUAGGACUGGCUGUCAGAAAUGAGCAUGCUUUGCAUUCAGAGAGAAGGGGUUUGAAGGUGUCUUUACUAGGUAAAAGCUAUUUGGGUCUUUGUUUGUUUUCCUUUUAUCAGACUUUAUUUUCACUUGUUUUGCUAAUGGCGAGCAGCUACGUAUUCUGAGUGGAGAAACUCAUCUGAUGUAUUUGUGCGUUAUUAUUUUAUGGGUUUCGACUGUGAAUUAACUGUAGGCAAAAUCACAUGUUCUUAUUUCUUACCUUGGAGUAAGAGAAUGUCACUUUAGUAUUGUUCAGCCUUUCUGUCAAAUAUGAAUGUUCCUAUCAACAUAAUGCUGCAGACAAAGUGUUUUUGACCCACGUGGGUUCUGUAUUUAGGGUGAAAUAUCAUCCAUUGCAACCAGUUUUGUUAUUUAACACACAGUGGACAUGUACAUCUUAGUUUUUCUAAUACUGUUUGCUUGAGAUGCAUAGGCAACACGGGAUGUAGUAUAUUUUGUACAAGUUCUCUCAGUCUUUAACUAGCAUCUCAAAAUGGUCAGUUCUCUCUUAAUAAGAUCAUAUUAUGUUCUACUGAAUAUAACCGUGGGUCAUUUGUGUCCAUCAUUUUGGAACGAAAGUGCAAGUAGAAAUUGUUGGUCUGUGACUGCUCUACUUGCUGGAAGACUCUUUGCUACUCAUCCAAGAGGCUUUGGCAGCAGAAUUAGAAGUAAAAAGUAAUCAAGAGUCGACAACAAGUUUACUGAGCUUUGGACUUAUUGGUUCUGGAUAUUUAAUUACCUGAACGUUUUUUUGAAUGAUCGUAUCUGCCUUUGACUAAUCACAUUGAGGAAUGCUAGUUUAUAACUCGUAGUAAAGGACAUAAUCAUCCUCUGCUUAAAUAUAUUUUUAAGUAGUGCAGUUGUUACAACCCAAGAGAAUCACUUUUAUAAAAAUACCUAGAAUAACCAAAAGACAUUAAGAGUAGCUUAAUGAAUCUUUAAACAUUAUAACUAACAGUAAAGUCUACUAACAGAAGACUCAAGGUGCUGGCCAACAUGAACAUGAAGAAGGAAGACUCCGUGUGAUCUGGGCCCCCUCCCUCUAACUUAAGCCAACAAUUAAACUAAACCUAAAAUAAAUACAAUCAGUGAACACAGGAUUACAAAUUAAUAGGAAAAAUAACCACAUCACAUCAGUCCCAAAUACAAGCUGCUGCUGCUGCUGAAGGAGGAGGGUGGAAAGACACAACACGCCAUGAAUGAAAAGCAGAUGCACAUCCUUUCCAGUAUUGUCAAAUAUCACUGCAUCUGAAGUUUGUUAUCAAUGGACAUAAAAUAUGGACGCUGUGUUUGUUAUUAGUUUAAUUUUUUGUUAUAAGAGUGCAAGGGCAGUGUGAGGUGAAAUGCGCAUGAAUAAGUGCUUUUGUUUCCUUAUCCCAAAGAACAGCCCACAGACUUCCACUUAAAGCUGAAGUGUUGUGAUUUCUACUUUGUGUUUAUUUCUUUGUUUUGAAGGUGUUGUAAGAUGAUACAGUAUAGGAUUUUUGAUUUCAGAUUUCAAUUUGUCACAAUUUACAAAAAGAAGUUGGACUAUUUUGUUUAAUAUCCAUGAUAUAUUUUCCUGGUUAUCUUUCAUAACUAUUAAUGACAGAACUUUUUGGACUGAGCUUUCCUGUAUGUUUGUGCCUAAAUCAAGAUUGGUUCGGUUAUGGAUAAUUUCUGUAAAUGUAGUUUUUGUAAAAUAUGUGAAUACAAAAGACUUAAUAAACAGAGCUUCUCCAGCUUUUUAACGAAA
Notothenia coriiceps (black rockcod) is the source of this 2542-nucleotide messenger RNA. RefSeq names its product E3 ubiquitin-protein ligase AMFR-like. Bases 163 to 435 code for a protein of 90 amino acids. The transcript is spliced from 2 exons. NCBI's taxonomy places the organism in Eukaryota, Metazoa, Chordata, Actinopteri, Perciformes, Nototheniidae. The record is from RefSeq and is a predicted model, not a curated record.